This is a messenger RNA of Pundamilia nyererei, 1990 nucleotides long. RefSeq names its product aminomethyltransferase (gene amt). NCBI's taxonomy places the organism in Eukaryota, Metazoa, Chordata, Actinopteri, Cichliformes, Cichlidae. Gene Ontology annotation, cellular component: glycine cleavage complex; mitochondrion. The record is from RefSeq and is a predicted model, not a curated record. The transcript is spliced from 9 exons. The coding region runs from base 113 to 1369 and encodes 418 amino acids. Gene Ontology annotation, biological process: glycine catabolic process. Gene Ontology annotation, molecular function: protein binding; aminomethyltransferase activity.
UUUUGCUAGGUGAGCGCACGCACACUGCACUGAAGAGUUUAGAAGCACAGCGGAAGUUACCCCGUCAGGAGCAGCGAGAGUGCGUGCUGAAUUUAGCGGGGACUCAGGUGUCAUGAUGUGGGCUCGGUUGACGGUUGGAGCCGGGGCUUCGGGGCUCGGUUUGCGGGCUGCAGGGGACGGUUUGCUGCGGUUCGUUGGAGCUGGAUGUGCGGGGAGGAGGCAGCAACAGAGCCGGGCUGCCAGCACAGAGACUGCCUUGAAGAAGACUCCACUAUUUGACUUCCACAGGGGGCAGGAGGGAAAGAUGGUGGAGUUUGCAGGCUGGAGUAUGCCCGUUCAGUAUAAAGACAGUCACAUUGCCUCUCACAUGCACACCAGAGAGCACUGCUCCAUCUUUGAUGUCAGUCACAUGUUGCAGACCAACGUCCACGGCAAAGACAGGGUGAAGUUUAUGGAGUCACUGGUGGUGGCAGACAUCGCAGAACUCAAGGACAACCAGGGCACGUUGACCCUCUUCACUAAUGAGAAAGGUGGGAUUAUUGAUGACCUCAUUGUGACCAAGACGGACCAGGGCUACCUCUACGUUGUCUCCAAUGCCGGCUGUGCUGACAAGGACUCUGUUCAUAUGAAGGCCAGACUGGCAGAGUUCAAAUAUGCAGGUUUUGAUGUGGAUCUGGAGUUUCUCGAUUGCGCACUGAUUGCUGUGCAAGGUCCCACUAUGUCUCAGGUGCUCCAGGUGGGAUUGAAGGAGGAUCUCAGUAAGCUAACUUUCAUGACCUCUGCCCUGGCCACGGUGUUCGGUGUCCCUAACUGCAGACUAACUCGAUGUGGAUACACUGGAGAGGACGGGGUGGAGAUCUCCGUCCCUGAGUCCAGAGUGGUGGAGCUGACGGAGACGCUACUGACCAACAGUGAGGUGAAGCUGGCCGGGCUGGGAGCUAGGGACAGCCUACGACUGGAGGCGGGGCUUUGUCUUUAUGGCAAUGACAUCGAUGAGACCACUACACCUGUGGAGGCCACGCUUGUCUGGACCAUAGGAAAGCGCAGACGCCAGGCCAAAGAUUUUCCCGGUGCUGACAUCAUCAUACCUCAGAUCAAAGCCAAGACAGCCAGGAAGAGAGUGGGUCUGGUGUCCACCGGCCCCCCAGUCCGGCAGCACACCCCUAUUCUCAGCCCUGAUGGAAAGGUCAUAGGUGAGGUGACCAGCGGCUGCCCCUCUCCCUGCCUGAAAAAGAACAUUGCCAUGGGUUACGUGGAUGCGGCAUUCGCCAAAAAUGGAACAGCCAUCCAGGUCGAGGUCAGGAAAAAGGCAGUGCCGGCCACCGUCAGCAAGAUGCCCUUUGUGCCUACCAAGUACUAUACUGGUUAGGAGAGACACUUGUAUGGCGAGUAUAGGUGCUGCUGAGCGUUCCUUCAAACGAUCCCGUAUUUGCCAGCACUGCCCCUUCAUUCUUAGCUCACUAUUUAAAAUGUACAAACCUUCACUGGUGAGUCCAACAGAGGAAAAAUUAGUCCAAAAAUUACUACUGACUAUUGAUCGGUCACUUUAACGCACAAAUAUAUUAAGUUUAAAGUACUCACAGUGUUCAUAUUCAGUCACCAGGGCUGCUGCUUUGAGAAUGGACAUUAUAGGAGCUCAUGUAGAAAACAGGGUGUCCAGAUGACCCUCUUCAUAAUGGUUUGCAAAGCAUUUUUAUCCCUUGUCCCCCUCGUCCCACGUAUUAAGAGUGUGUCCCACAUUUUGAUUGGCUCUGCAGGAUGUGCAUGUCUAUAAAGUCUGGCUUGUAAUCAAACUGUCUGAAGACAACAGGGAAGGCCUUAUAUUCAAGUGGAAGUUAGUCCCACUUAGAGUCAUGUGGCUCUGCCCAUCAGGGAAAGAUGAUUUUCGGAAAUGUGAUGGAAACUGCCACAAAGAAAAUUAUUAUGUUAAACUGGGAAAUUCAAUUUUUGUCCAGCUAAAAAGUUCCACAUCGUCCCGUUUUAUUUUUUU